Cryptotermes secundus is the source of this 2003-nucleotide messenger RNA. RefSeq lists its product as uncharacterized. Bases 502 to 957 code for a protein of 151 amino acids. Lineage: Eukaryota; Metazoa; Arthropoda; Insecta; Blattodea; Kalotermitidae. The record is from RefSeq and is a predicted model, not a curated record. The transcript is spliced from 4 exons.
AAUGGAAGGUAGCCGAUGAAAUUAGAAGGACCUGAAUUGUGAAUAAAGUCCAAAUAGUAUAGAGAAAAGGAACAGUUUAAAGGAUGAGACAGUGUUAGGGAAAUAUUUAGAAGAGUUUGAGGACGAAGUUAACGUAUUUGUGACGAUAAUCAGCUCAGUGGUAAGCUCCGGGGACGCUAAGGCAAUGUAAGACACCUGCGGAAAGCCACCGGGCUUCACGAGGAACAUUUCAACGAAAUUCAUUGGGAAUCAACCAGAUAAAAUUGUUCAAUGAAGUGUAGAACAUUAAGAAGCUGUGACAGAAUAAGAUGGUUAUAAGAAUGUGCUACAGAGGGCUGAAUGGGCAUUAUUUCUCUGUAUUUCUGAGCUGUACUGAAGUAAUGGCUUUUCAUCUGCACUGGAUAUAACAGUUAUGAUGUCAUGGCUUGUUCACGAGAGCCUUUGUGAUGGCACAGUGUACCAUAUGAAGGGGAAGUAACAGUGACAACCUUAAGGCAGACCAUGAAGUUCUUCCUGUGUUUGUCUGUGGCUGUCUUGGCCGUGGCUGUGUCCGCAGCAGAGGACAAAAAGGAUGCUACCGCCACUGAGAGGCCCAAGACCUUCCGACGUCUAAUCCCCGCUGACGUUCUCAGGGACUUCCCAGGAGUAUGCUUUGCCUCCACUCGGUGUGCCACUGUAGAGCCUGGUCAGACAUGGGAGCUCUCACCUUUCUGUGGCCGUUCUACUUGCGUGAAACCAGAAGGCGAGGAGACUGGCCACUUGCUGGAGCUCGUGGAGGAUUGUGGCCCCCUGCCCAAACCCAAUCCUAAGUGCAAGCUCUCUGAAAAGACCAACAAAACUGCUUCGUUCCCUGACUGCUGCCCCAUCUUUGAGUGUGAGGCUGGAGCAACCCUGGAGUACCCUGAAAUUCCUACAGUGGCUCCUCCAUCAGCAGAGAAGAAGGAUGCCAAGGCUUAAUUUAUUCACUUUACUGAUACCUUCUCCUCCACACCUCCAAAAAUCUAUGAAAUUUCAUGUAACAACUAUAAUUCUUUGGACAAUGGUAUGCAAUAAGAAACGUAUUAAAAUAUGGUAAUAACCAUCCUUAUUUUGUUUUUGAAGAAUUUUAAGAUUUUUACCUGUUUCCAAAAUGUACUGUUCUCCACAGCAUUUCUUACAUUCUGAAAAACAUAUAAAAAAUGACUAGUUCUGGCAGUUUAAUAUAUGAGGCAGUCAUAUUUCCUCUUUGAGGUAAUACAUUAUUAUAAAUAAAAUUGAUUGUUUUGGAUCAUUGUUCAUAUGAAGUGUAUGUCAGUUUGCUUGGAAUGCUGUUCUCUGUCUCACAAUGUUUCAGGGAAGAAGUAAACAGCUUGAAGACAGAUGACAAAUUGAAUACAGCAGAACUGCAAAAUAAUAAUGCUACACAAACACUUUUCAGUUUAAUAAGUGUACACACACUCAUGGAGAAUAAGAAUAUACUUUAGUGUUGUUCACUGUUAACAAAUACAGUGUGAGUUUUAUUUAUAUUCUUGGGUAGCUGCACACCUGGUGGCUUUUGAAGAAGGGCUCAGCUCCAUGGAGCUAGGUGGAGUUUCAUUUACGCUUCGCACUUAAAUAAUUAUUUUAACAUGUCUGCUCAUCAUGAGGAAGAAUGUUACUGAAACGGCUCUUUGCAUCGACCAAUGCCACUGCUACUACCAGUUUCACAAAUUCUGUGGCAGGACAUAACAAAUAGUAUAUGCCAGAAGCAGUUAUUUAUACCACUGUUGAAUUACCAUUGUAUAGGCAACAAAUAUUUAACAAGGAGAACACUGUGUUCACAACUAGUAGUAACAUUACUAGUGUGUGUAUAUGGCUCCAUGAUUAGUUGAGGGGUGUAGAGGUGAUUUUUGCUCCAUCUCUUAGACCUUGUGAAAUAAACAGUAGAAUGCUGUAUCAUGUAGAACUCUAUAGGCUGUGAGCAAAAUGACUGUAACUGCCACUCUGUAUUUUGGAAAUUAAAAUCUGAAUAUUUCUCCUUUCAA